CGAGACUCUCCUCCGGUUAAACAAGAGUAACAGAAGGGAGGAAAGUUAGUCAAGAUGGCAAAACACACAGAUCCGGAGUGAAGGGGCACCGCUCCCCACAAUUUUGAAAUCUGUUGCGCCCCGUUCAGCGAUCAGCACCACCGAUGAAACUGUGCCUAGAAAUCGAAGGUGUUCCCCGUGGGAAAUGACAACAGAAACGUUGGCUUGACACCCUAAGCAAAGAGGAAAGUUGAGGCUCCCUGCACAAAAUAAACAGUACCUAUAGUGGAAGUACAUCAAGGAGAACAUUUUGCCACGCUGACUUAUUAAUCACACAGGAAAAAAAAGACACCACUGAAGAAGAGAAGAUGAUAUGGCACUUCAAUAUUCUGUAACAACAAAAAAAACUCCCUCAUGCAAAAAACAUUGCUGGUCCAGCGAGGCAUAAGAGAGCAGAAGGACAGAAUCAAGCUUGCUUAUGGUUUUGAGCGGAGGUCGCACUACAGCAUUGAAAUAUUAAUACUUCCCACGCGACACCAGCGUCCACCAUCCAAAGGUUUCUAGUCCCGCGGUGCCCAUCCUCCAGAUCAUGAUGUUUCGCGACCAGGUGGGAGUCCUGGCCAGCUGGUUCAAGGGGUGGAAUGAGUGUGAGCAAACGGUGGCUCUGCUUUCUCUGCUGAAGCGUGUCAGUCGGACCCAGGCCCGCUUCCUGCAGCUCUGUCUGGAGCAUUCCCUGGCCGAGUGCACAGAGCUGCAUGUGUUGGAAGGGGAGGCCAACAAUCCGGUGGUCAUCAGCCAAUGGCAAGGUGAGCCCAAGGAGCGGGUGAUCUCCCUGGUUCUCACCCACCUGCCGCUGCUGAAGCCCGGGAACGUCGACGCCAAGGGGGAGUACAUGCGCCUCCUCCCCAAAAUACUGGCGCACACCAUCGAGCACGGGCGGCACCUGGAGGAGAGCCGGCAGCUGCUGUCCUACGCCCUGAUCCACCCCGCCACCUCGCUGGACGACCGGGCGGCCCUCGCCCUGUGGCUCAACCACCUGGAGGAGCGAGCGGCGGCUCGCGGAGGGGGCGACUCGCUGGAGCGGGCGCCCACGCCCCACCACCAGCACCCCCACCUGUACCCCCACCACCAGCGCUACGGCUCCGACGACCGGCUCAACGGCUGGCAGAGCUCCCGGGACUCGGGCCUGGGCGGGUGGCACCCCCAGCAGGGCUGCGAGAACGGGCACCUCUCCCUCUACCCCUCCUCCUCCGUCCCCUCCACCAUCAACACCGUGGGCACUGGGAGCGGGACCAACACAAUCCUGUCCGGCGGGCAGCACAGUCCCCUGAAGCGCUCGGUUUCCCUGACGCCCCCGAUGAGCGGCUCCACCAGCCAACCCCUGGGCCACGGCUGGCUGUCCCAGGAGGACCUGCGGGUGCGCGGGCCGGCCCCCGACCACGCGCCCCUCUCCCCGCAGAGCAGCGUGGCGUCCUCGGGCAGCGGGGGCAGUGAGCACCUGGAGGAGGGCCCCGGGCCCGGCAGCGGGGUGCACCGCAGCACAUUCCAUGAGGAGGGCAGCGGCAUGAGGGAUGUACCAGCAUGGUUGAAAAGUCUCCGCCUCCACAAGUACGCAGCCCUCUUUUCAACCAUGACCUACGACGAGAUGAUGUCACUGACAGAACAGCAGCUGGAGUCCCAGAACGUCACCAAAGGUGCCAGGCACAAGAUCGUCAUCAGCAUCCAGAAGCUGAAGGAGAGGCAGAACAUGCUGCGCUGCUUAGAGAAGGACGUUCUGGAAGGGGGUAAUUUGCGCACGCCGCUACAAGAGCUUCACCAGAUGAUCCUGACGCCCAUUAAGGCUUGUAGUAGUGAAGAGUCAGGACAGCGCCCCCUGCUGACGAGCGACGGGAAAGUUCCGAGCUCACACAUGGGAGAGGCGGAGUCGGGGACAGCGGUCAUCACUGAGGGGGAUAUCCCUGCUCAGUUCACUCGCGUCAUGGGCAAAGUUUGCACACAGCUCUUAGUCUCCAGGCCUGAUGAAGAGAACAUUAGCUCUUACCUGCAGCUCAUCGAUAAGUGCCUGAUCCAUGAGGCUUUCACAGAGACACAGAAGAAGCGGCUGUUGUCAUGGAAACAGCAGGUGCAGAAGCUGUUCCGUUCGUUUCCACGGAAAACCCUCUUAGACAUGGCAGGAUACCGGCAGCCGAGAAGAAGUGGUUUUGGCCAGUCCAACUCCCUCCCAACCGCAGGUUGCGUCGGGGGCGGGGUGUCGGCCCGGAGGAACCUGCGCCCGUUCCAGAUGCCAUCGCGGAGUCUGCCUGGCGCGAGACUCGGGCUCCUGGGCACCGCGGGGCUGCUGGGACCAACGCCACGCAGCACCAGCAGCACCCCGACGGGCCUCAAGCAGGGCAGACAGGGCCUGUGGUUUGCUAACCCCGGGGGCAGCAACAGCAUGCCGAGCCGGACUCACAGCUCCGUGCAGAGAACCCGCUCGCUGCCUGUCCACACCACGCCACAGACCAUGGUUAUGUUCCAGCAGACAGACUUACAGGUGGCCGUGACUGAACCAGACAUCAACAAUCGUCUUGAGUCUCUGUGUCUGAGUAUGACAGAGCAUGCUUUGGGAGACGGGGUUGACCGGACAUCGACGAUCUGAGCCUGGACAGGGGCGGCCCGGGGAGGAAAACGCUGGCCAGGAGACUAGGGGAAGGGUCACCCCGAGGUCACAAGGGUCUGCCCACCUGCCUCUCUGCUUCCGAGCAGCCAAGAGAAGUAGCGAGGGGGUGGUGGGUCCAAAAAAAAAAAAACACUUUUCGCCAUUUCACAAAAGGCUCCACAUUGGCACGUUUUGUCACUAUGUAACACUCGUCCGCUACUUUUUUGUGAAUGAAACAAAAAACACAAAAAAUGGCAUGUUUACAAGUAUCAGGGGUUUCUUGAAAAAGAAAAAAAAGACAAAAUAUGUUAAAACAAAAAGGUCCUCACUGUAAAACAAGACUGUGUUUGGUGAAAAAAAAAAAAAAAAAAACCAAAACUACAGAUUCACAAAGAAAAGCCUCCUUCCAAAGAGAGAGCUUUUACAGGGUCUUUGUGGAUGUGACGCUGAGGUCCUGCGGAGCGGUGGGCCCUCCUCUGGCCAAGCGGGAGAGGGCGCGGAGACUGCGGCGAGGCCCUCGGUCCGAGGGCAGCAGCCCGUCCCGGCCCGCGCCUCACACGCCAGUCACGUCGAAAAAGGAGCCAACCUCUCAUCCAAAAAAAACCAACACACAAACAAACAGACAAAUUCCACAGAAGCGCUUAGUUUGUUUGGUUUGUUGACUGUUCAUUCGUUUUUUUUUGUCGAGGAAGGACAGAUUCAGAGAAACUUUGCUUUUGUACAAAGGAUGGGCAAAGCAGUAAUAUAUGUAUGUAUUGUUUACAUAAGAUGCUACUAUUGAGGGUACCGAAACAUUUAUAAAUUUCAGGUAUGAAUGUUAUGUUUUCUAAGCAAUGGCAUAGUAAAUGCUCAUAGUUUUAUUUCCUACAGUAGUUUAUCAACAUAGUUUACAUUUAUUUUUGCCUACCAGCAGAGAAGCUGAGAGUAAAAAAAAAGUGUCAUGUUGCGGGGAUGAAGCGGAAGUGAGUCAAAGAAGGCAGAGAGAGAUCAGGAGGAAGGAGAGAGGAAAUGGGAAGUGAGAUGCGUACAGGGUCUGUGAAAAGGACGUGGAAGGAGGAGAGGAUGUCGGGUUUAUAUUUUUAUCUGAAAAAAGGGACUUUGAUGUGUUCGCCAUCAGCAUGUUUCAGUUCCGGAGUCAGGAGGGGAGGAUGUAAGUCAUCUCGGGACAAAUAGGUAAGCUAGUGGCAGGUGUACGUCGUAAAAAAGAUUGAAGAUCUGUAUUUUCAAUCCUGAAAUGCUUUUGCUUUUUCCCCUUAAUUGCUUUAAUUAUAAAUAUCUGCUGUAUAUUUGCAAAAGCCAUGAUGGGAUAUUUUUUGUGAUUAUUGUACCCAUUUGCUGUGGUGAUGACAGUGAUGCACAUUCUGUGGUAAGGUUAUGUGAUCUUUCAGUUGUAUGGGCAGUCAUGACGUAUGAGGUUGUGCUUUGCCUGCAUUUACCAUGGGCAGAGACUGGGCACGGCGGUAAAAAGAACGUUCAGGGGUAUGUGCGACUUGGGAGAGUUAGAUUUGGCAAGUGUUAUGUUGAGUAGAUCAGCAGUAGAUGGAUAUGAGGCAUGUUACUGUAAAUACCUUAACUGGUUGCUAUGAGGGGGCGGGUGACGUGAACAGAUGAAUAUUGGGAAAAAAAAACUCACAAUAGAGAAUUACAGAUGGGGAAAAAGUGCUGAGUAGGAUGUUGAAUAUGAUGCUAAGAAUGUUUUUUUUUUCUUUUAUUUAGAUUACAGCAUCUAAGAUACCAGCUUCUGUCCAUUACGGUUUCCUAUGAGAUUACAUGUAAUUUUUCAGAAGCUGCUCACAUUAGUUUUUAGUUCCACCUGGUGGCCAAAUUCAGUAUAGUGCAGUUG
Molecule: messenger RNA, 4460 nt
Organism: Megalops cyprinoides (Indo-Pacific tarpon)
Lineage: Eukaryota; Metazoa; Chordata; Actinopteri; Elopiformes; Megalopidae
Gene: samd4a
Product: sterile alpha motif domain containing 4A
Exons: 13
Coding region: 569-2617 (682 amino acids)
Biological process (GO): regulation of mRNA stability; negative regulation of translation; nuclear-transcribed mRNA poly(A) tail shortening
Cellular component (GO): P-body
Molecular function (GO): translation repressor activity; protein binding; mRNA binding
Source: RefSeq, a predicted model, not a curated record